AUGCCACAACUAACCGUUCUGAAGCUAAAUCUGCAGAAAUCCCAGUCCAUCAUCCACCUCUUGCCAGUUCUCACCUCUCGAAACUUUGAAAUCACCUUCACACUCAAAAUGCGUUUCUUCGCCGUUGUCGCUCUCCUCGCCUCUGUCGCCGUCGCUAGACCCGCUGAGAAUGGCAUGCUUAACACUCAGCUGUCCUGCAUUGGAUUGAACGACAGAAUGUGCGUUGGCAACCUCACCAGUGGAAUGGGCUGCUGCCCUCCCCUCGUUUGCGGAAGUGACCAUCGCUGCCACUCGACUUACCACUAA
Aspergillus sclerotioniger CBS 115572 is the source of this 306-nucleotide messenger RNA. RefSeq lists its product as uncharacterized. The record is from RefSeq and is a predicted model, not a curated record. NCBI's taxonomy places the organism in Eukaryota, Fungi, Ascomycota, Eurotiomycetes, Eurotiales, Aspergillaceae. Bases 1 to 306 code for a protein of 101 amino acids. The transcript has 3 exons.